Molecule: messenger RNA, 465 nt
Organism: Juglans microcarpa x Juglans regia
Lineage: Eukaryota; Viridiplantae; Streptophyta; Magnoliopsida; Fagales; Juglandaceae
Exons: 1
Coding region: 1-465 (154 amino acids)
Source: RefSeq, a predicted model, not a curated record
AUGAAACAUCAGAGUCAAGCUAGCAAAGAGAUCCUCAUCAAAGCAGUUCUCCAAUCCAUCCCAACCUAUAGCAUGGGAGUCUUUAAACUACCUAAAGCCAUAGAUGAGGAGCUGAACAAACUAACCAGACAAUAUUGGUGGGUUCAGCAAGAGAACAAAGGCAGGAUCAAUUGGUGUCCUUGGAACCAAAUGAAAAGCUCAAAAAUUAUUGGUGGCCUAGGAUCUAGGGACUUGGAAUUCUUCAACAUGGCUAUGUUAGCAAAACAGGGAUGGAGAUUGGUCCAAAAUUCUGGAUCACUAGCAGCCAAGAUUAUUUCUACCAAAUACUACCCCAAUGGGAACUUCCUUCAAGCAACAAUCAAAAGGAUUGCCUCUUACAUUUGGAGAAGCAUCCAUUAUGCAGAGGCUCUACUGGAAACAGGCUUAAUGUGGCACAUUGGAAAUGGAAGAAGAACCAGAAUAUAG